AUGAAUACAGAUAUAUCAGUGAGCACUGCCAUAUUAUAUGGCAAGGUAAAGAAAAGAAGGGCAGAACUGGCUCUUCCUGCAGAUGAAAGUGUGGAUGAGAUAGGAUUUAGUGACCAUGAGGAUGAUGUGGAUUGGACAGUAGAUGUGAGCAGUGAUGGAGACAGUUCAGCAGAUGAAGAGCUGCAGUUUGAAACUGAAGAGGGAAUUGUGCCAGCAAUAGAAGAGAGAGAUCAAGAAGAGGUUAGAGCUGCCUGGUGCCCACCAUUCCAAAAGACAAAGAACCUGAAAUGGAGGAAAAAGAGGAGCACUGCUGCCGUUCCAGGAUGGAAGGGCAGCCUCCCUCAUGCUGACCAUGUUAAGGAGCCCAUUGAAUACUUCAGGGGUCUUCUGAGCAGAAACAUAAUUGAAAAGAUGGUGUUCCAGAGCAAUCUCUACUCCAUCCAGUGUGACCCAACCACGCCCUUGAAUGUUACUUUUGAGGAGAUAGAGCAGUUCAUAGGGAUAUGCCUUCACAUGUCUGUACAUGGCCUGCCACAUACCCGAAUGUUUUGGGGCACAAAGACAAGAGUGGAUUGUGUGGCUGACACAAUGUCAAUGAAAAGAUGGGAGGCUAUCAAACGCUUUCUACACUUUGCCAACAAUGACGAACAGGUGCCUGCUGGACAGCCUGGCUAUGACAAGCUGUUCAAAGUGAGACCACUCCUAACAGCUUUACAGGAGAGUUUUAAUCACAUCCCAAUGGAUGAGCACCUAUGUGUUGAUGAGCAGAUUGUACCAUUCAAAGAUAAAAGCCAGCUGAAGCAGUACAUUCCAAUGAAGCCGAAGCGUUGGGGCUACAAGAUCUUCGUGCUGUGUGAUCGGAAUGGCAUCGCCUACAAUUUUUAUUUCUACACUGGUCCAAUCACUUCAGUGGAGGGUUUUCCAGACCUGGGUGCCAGCGGAAAUAUUGUUUUGAAGUUGGCCUCGAUUGUGCCGAUGUAUAUAUCCUACAAAAUGUUUUAUGACAACUGGUUUUGUGGUGUUGAUCUUCAGUUGCAGCUUGAGAAAGUAGGGAUCCACAGUGUGGGAACUGUAAGACAAAAUCAUCUGGCUGGAUGCACCUUCACAGAGGACAAGUUUAUGAAGACCUACAGACGUGGAACAUAUGAAGAAAAAGAGACAACACAUGACGGUACAGCACUAACAGCAGUGAAAUGGUUCGACAACUGCCCAGUUACCCUCCUAAGUACAUUUGCAGCAGCCACUCCAACCUCAAAUGUGGAGCGGUGGGACAAGAAGAGGAAGGAGGUCAUUACAGUGGCGCGUCCAAACAUCAUUCAACUCUACAAUGAAAGCAUGGGUGGGGUGGAUCUCAUGGAUUCUCUCAUUGCUCUUUACCGCACCAAAAUCCGCUCAAAGAAGUGGUACCACCGCAUUGUGUUCCAUAUGUUGGACUUGACCACGGUGGAAAGCUGGCUGCUCUACCGCAGAGACUGUAAGGAUGUGGGGCUCACACAAAAUGCACAACUGCGUCUGCUUGACUUUAAAAUUGACAUUGCUCAAUGA
Rhinichthys klamathensis goyatoka is the source of this 1545-nucleotide messenger RNA. Its product is annotated as piggyBac transposable element-derived protein 3-like. The transcript has 3 exons. Bases 1 to 1545 code for a protein of 514 amino acids. The record is from RefSeq and is a predicted model, not a curated record. NCBI's taxonomy places the organism in Eukaryota, Metazoa, Chordata, Actinopteri, Cypriniformes, Leuciscidae.